GCUCCAGACCGGGGGAAGUUCUUCUCCAAUUGUCUCAUUUGAAAAGGACGAAGAAAUCAACCCCUCCCUCUCUCUUUUGCUUCCCUCCCUCCCUUCGUUCACUCGUCCUCUCUCUCUCUCCCUCUCUGUCCUUCUCUCCAUCCCCUCCCCCCGUGACAGAGCACACCUGCCUGAUCUUGGCUGCAGGCGUCCACACAGCGAUCAGCCCUCGGCCUGCCCCGCUGCACAUCGGCUCCAGCCCUCUCUGGACUUGCAGAUCUUCGUCUGCCGCUCUACGUGCUCCUGUACGUGCAGGCCUUCGUCAGCAACAUGAAAUCGGCCUGUCUCUCCCUGCUUUUGGUGUCUGUAUGCUGGGCUCUGCCCUUCCGUCAGUCCGGUUUCAUGGACUUCGUAAUGGAGGAUGAACCGGCUUCAGGAGAUGGUCCAGGUCCAGAAUUGCCUACCACUCGUAAACCACUUGUUGAAAGACUUCCUAUGAUGCCAGAAGGACCUGAAGUACCUUUCUGCCCCUUCCGAUGCCAGUGCCAUCUGCGGGUGGCCCAGUGUUCUGACCUAGGUCUGAAGACUGUUCCAGAAAAAAUUCCACUUGAUACCACUCUCCUGGACCUGCAGAACAACAAGAUCACGGAGAUCAAAGAAAACGACUUCAAAGGCCUGAAGAGUCUCCAAACGCUCAUCUUGGUCAACAAUAAGAUCACUAUCAUUCAUGCGAAGGCGUUUUCUUCUCUGAUCAAUCUGGAGAGACUUUACCUGUCCAAGAACCUCCUGAAGGAAGUUCCUGCAAAUAUCCCGAAAAGCCUGCAGGAGCUGCGCAUUCACGAGAACCAGAUUAACAAAAUCAAGAAGUCUUCUUUCGCUGGCAUGGCCAAUGUCAUCGUCAUGGAGCUGGGCUCAAACCCUCUGAGUAGCUCGGGAGUCGAUAACGGGGCUUUUGCUGAUCUGAAGAGGGUCUCUUACAUCCGAAUUGCCGACACCAACCUCACCUCUAUUCCCAAAGGUCUGCCCGGCUCGCUAUUUGAACUUCACCUGGAUGGAAACAAGAUCACCAAAGUGACCGCAGACAGCCUGAAGGGCCUGAAGAACCUGUCCAAGCUUGGUCUGAGCCACAAUGAGAUCAGCGUGGUGGAGAACGGCUCUCUGGCCAACGUGCCUCACCUGAGGGAACUUCACCUGGAAAAUAACGCACUUACUGCUGUCCCAGCCGGCCUACCAGACCACAAAUACAUUCAGGUGAUCUACCUUCACUCCAACAAGAUCGCUGCUGUGGGAACAGAAGACUUCUGCCCACCAGGCUAUAAUACAAAGAAGGCCAUGUAUUCAGGCAUUAGCCUGUUCAGUAAUCCAGUGCCCUAUUGGGAGGUGCAGCCAAUCACCUUCCGCUGUGUCUUCGACCGCUCGGCCAUUCAGCUCGGCAACUACAGGAAGAAGUAGAGCGUCCGAUCAGACGACUCAGUCACUGUUUUCAUCCCGCCCCUUCCUCUCUGACCCUUUCAAGCACACAAUUUAGUCUGAAUCUCAUAUUUGAGUACCAUCCAAAACCUAGCUAACAUAAAAACAAACGUUUUGCUGAUGUUCCUGUUAAGUUGUGAGGAUGUUAUUUCAGUAUGCUCUCUGAGUAUCUAAAAUGUUUUGUUAGAUCAACCCGCAAUGAAAAUCUUCAAUGUGUUCAUUCACUCACCCGUAUGUUUCCAAGAAAUGUGCUUGUUCAGAACACAGAUGAAGAUAUUUUGAAUGAAUUUGAGAGAUUUCGAACAUCCAAUGUUUUAUAACCUAAUAACAUUUUCAAAUAUGUUGUUUUUCAUAACCUUAAGGGAACAUUACCAAAACAUUUCGUGUUACACUCUUAGAAAUAAAGGUUCUUUAUUGGUGUUGAUGGUUCCAUGAAACUUUUUUAUCGCACAAAAGUUGUUUGCCAUGAAAAGUAGUGCUUUUUGUUUGUACAUUAUCUAAAAAAAUGGUUCUUUGAAGAACUUUUCACUGAAAAAGUUCUUUAAAGAACAAAAAUAUCCUCUUUUUGGAUCUUCCGUCUUUAUUUUUAAGAGUGAAACUAGGAAUAGCAGCAUUACUCUUUUCAACAUGCAGUUUGCAAGACAGAAAUCACCUGAUAUUUCAAAUGACCAAAUGCAUAUCAGUAUUGAACUAAACAUACAGAUGAUGUUGCUAUAAUUGCAGAAGAGAGCAGAAUAUGUAUGAUUUUAUUUGAAGAUAUAAAAAGAAAAGAAAGUCAAGCCGUUACCACUUAGAAUAUCCAAUAGCGCACAUCAUGAUCGCCCAGACAAAAUGUUGAAUUUUUGGAGGGUUGUUUUGGACCUUUUGGACAGAAGCCAUGUUGUUGAUGAUCUCCGCCUGCCUGUGGAGCGGGCAGCAAAGGUUAACACACGUCAGCCAAUAACAAGAGCUUGUAUGCUAGAAUGUACGCAGUUAUUGCUUUUUGUUUAGCUCUAGUUCAGUUUGUGCUGUUGAAAAUCAUUCUGAAAUGGGAGAAAACAGCAAGUCUCUUUGUUCUUGGUUCUUUUUUUUGUUUUUUGUUGGUGACAUUUGUGUUCACGAUCUCAUCUGCUCUGCCCAUAGAAUAUACUUGUCAUUUCGACGAAAGUGAUUCCCCCAACAUAUACGCAUGCUUUUCCUUGAUGAAUGUGGUGUGAUGUGCGAUUGUGUGUCUUUUUGUGUUUGUUGAUCGUCUGUGUUUCAGUCUGGAAGGACCGGGAGGGAGACGGUGGACAUGGACACCUCCUGCUUUCAUGAGAGUCGCGAAUGUCUCUUGUAUAGACGCUGUAUAUAAACGCUGUAUAAAAGAAUCCUAUCAAUGCUUUCAAGCACAAGCACUUACAGUAGUUUGGACUUUAAUAUAUCAGCAAUAAAGGUAAUCCCUUUCUCUCUCUCUCUCUUUCUCUCUUUCUCUGUCCAAUGAGGGCUCCGACACAGGUGUCUUGAACAAAAUAAACAGUCAAAUCUCUCACCGUGCUUUCUGGAAAA
Danio aesculapii is the source of this 2976-nucleotide messenger RNA. It is a transcript of the gene dcn, whose product is annotated as decorin. The transcript is spliced from 8 exons. The record is from RefSeq and is a predicted model, not a curated record. Bases 310 to 1431 code for a protein of 373 amino acids. NCBI's taxonomy places the organism in Eukaryota, Metazoa, Chordata, Actinopteri, Cypriniformes, Danionidae. Gene Ontology annotation, molecular function: protein binding.